AUGCCGGGAGAAAAGUCGUCAAACAUUUACGUGCAAGAGUUCAAGCCAACGGAAAAACGUGAGAAAAAUGACCGACUAGGCGAACUCAGGGCAACCACAAGCGACCUCAGACCAUCAACCUCAUACAAGAGGUACUAUCAUCACCCACCAGCUCCAAAGCUUGCUAAUCCCACACCGCUGGGAUUAUCUGCUUUCGCCUUGUCCGUAAUGGUAAUCUCCUUCUAUAACUGUCGCGCAUUUGGAAUCGAUAUUCCAAAUGUUGCUGUUGGAGUCUGUUUGUUUACCGGUGGCAUUGUUCAGUUUGCAGCUGGUAUGUGGGAAAUGAGAGUAGGAAACACUUUUGGCGCAACAGGCUUUGGUGCCUUUGGUGGGUUCUGGGCCUCGUACGGUGUCAUAUUUAUUCCCUCUUUCAACGUCAACCAAGCAUUUGUUGAUGCUAAUGGAGUUUUCCAAGAGACACAAUAUCACAAUGCUUUGGCUGUAUAUUGUAUAGCUUGGACUGUCUUUACAUUCAUUUUCACCUUGGCUUGCAUCCGAACAAGUGGUGCCGUUCUCACCGCCUUUGUUCUUCUCACAAUCGUGUUUGUAUUUGAGACCAUCUAUCAUUUCACUAUGGUCCAAAUAUUCAUUAAUAUUGCCGGUAUAAUCGGCAUUAUUACCUCAAUGGUCGUUUGGUACUGCUUUGCUGGUGUCUUGCUAACACCUGAUCUGUCACCUAUAAGCCUACCUCUUUAUGACUUGAGCGUCAAAGUUUAA
This is a messenger RNA of Paraglomus brasilianum, 756 nucleotides long. The record is from the annotation of a GenBank genome assembly. NCBI's taxonomy places the organism in Eukaryota, Fungi, Glomeromycota, Glomeromycetes, Paraglomerales, Paraglomeraceae.